Molecule: messenger RNA, 1465 nt
Organism: Glossina fuscipes
Lineage: Eukaryota; Metazoa; Arthropoda; Insecta; Diptera; Glossinidae
Product: delta-like protein 1
Exons: 2
Coding region: 74-1408 (444 amino acids)
Source: RefSeq, a predicted model, not a curated record
AUAAAAUAGAAACAAAAUAAAUUUAAAAUCUAUUUUUAAAAAUUGAUUAAACUUUACCAACUUUCUAAUAAAAAUGCAGUACGAGAGACCCUUAAGCAUCUUUUUUCUAUGUGAAGUUUUUUUAUUUAUGUUCUCUUUUCACGGGGUAUUAAUUUCAGCUUAUAACGUUUCAAUCACUAAUAAUAAAAAAAACUGUACCUCAUUGGAGGUAACAUUUGCUAACGUAAAAAGAACUCGUAUCGUCUCAGUGCCGGUUAAUAAUUUUUUGUCGAAAUUCUUUAAAAAAACGACUACCAAACUUGAAACGUAUCUAGAUGAAGAACCCGUGACAAGAGAAGUCUGUUGCAAAGGUUACAAAUGGCAUUCACAAACUGAUUUAUGUCAACCUGUAUGCGCACAUAAUUGUCCGGAACAUUCGAUAUGUGUCGAAUCGAAUUUUUGUGAAUGUAAAGAAGGUUAUUAUUCAGCUCUUACAAAGCCUGAUGGCAAGCAUUACUGUGAACCGAUCUGUGAGCAGCCCUGCUCACCUCACAGUGUAUGCUUAAAACCUAAUGAGUGUGCUUGCCAAAAAGGCUAUCAGAUGGCAAAAUCUCAACACAUAAAAAUAUGUGAACCUAUAUGCGAGAUGGCUUGUCCUCCAAAAAGUAUUUGCAAAGCACCCAAUGAAUGUGUUUGCGAGCCGGGGUAUUUUAUAAACACUACCGACUGGUUGUGUAAACCGUAUUGCAGGUCACUAUGUCCUCAAGGUAUUUGUAUAGCACCAGGUCAAUGUGCUUGUGAAAAAGGUUAUAAGGCACUAAAAGGCACUUGUACACUUGAGUGUGAUUCAGAGCAAUGUUCUGAUACUUUAAUGUCAGCUGAAACUGAAGACAUUGACUUCAGUUACCCAGACGUAGGUAUUGAACACUCCACUCAAGUUACAAUAGAAACGGACACUACUCACGAUUUUUCCGAAGAACCCAUACACAAAUGUUCGCAAGAUUACGUUUACUAUCGCGGCCAAUGCCGACCGUUAAAGUUUUCUAGCACUAAUUGUCGCAUGGAGCCUUGCUCGGAUCUUAAUGCUGUCUGCCUGCAGAACGGUACAUGCAGAUGUCGCGAGGACUAUAUGGUCUUAACAUCUCUUCAAGGAAUUGAUAGUAAUAAAUGUGUUACUCUAAAGGAUUAUGAAUUUCAUCUGCAAAGCUUAAAUGGUGGCGAUAGCAGAGGAGAUACCUUUGAAACUUCUUAUAGCUGGAUACUGUUGGCAACAGCUGCGAUAGGAAUAACUGUAGCCUUAGGUUCUUUAAUCGCGUUUUUAGUGAGAAUUAUACGGAAACCACGUGGACAUUUGAAUAUUGGAGCUAAAAAUCUGUCUUGUGUUUAUGACAACAAAGCUUGUAUCGAAACACCGAAAACAAAUAUUUAAUGAAGCUGGAUUUCUUGAAAACUUCAUUUUGACUAAAAUUUAUUUAAAAUUGAAUAC